CUCCAGGAGUAUUCGACAGGUGAACGACACGAGACUGAAGCCACACCUGAAGACAUGAAGACUGCACUCAAGAUGCUCCUGUCCUUGGCCUUAACUGUGGCUCUGUCCAUCAACACAGCUGCUGGACUCUCUUGCCUUACUUGUACAAACCAAACCGACUUGAACUGUGCGUCUACAGUUUCUGUUGCCUGCAUCAACGGAGAAACCCUGUGUGUCUCUGCCAUCAUUACAGCGACCUCAUCCGGCGGUUCGUCCACUCAGAAAAUAAAGGGCUGUGCUAACCCCAAUAUCUGUCCAGCUUCAGGGCCCCAGGACUUUUCACUGAACGUCGGUUCUGCUAGUGUUCUGGCCAGAGCUGUAUGUUGUAAUAAUGCAAACAACUGUAACUCUGGUACCCCUUCCACUCCGGUGCCCACUGCUGGCUCUCUGCAGUGCUACAGGUGUAACCCAUUGACAGGUCCAUGCAACACACCAGUAACGUGUAACUCUCUGGAGACCAGCUGCUUCUCAUCCACAGUGAUUCCUUCAGGUAGCUCCACCUCAAUCCCAGCUCAUGGAUGUGCCUCUGGUAAUCUGUGUCUGUUGUCUGCUGCUUAUUUAUCCUCCUCCCCUCUGGUGGCGAGCAUCGGCUCUGUCCAAGGAAACCCCACCUGCUGCAGCACAACUAACUGCAACACCCUGACUACUACUGCAGUACCAACUACUACUACUACUACUACUACUACUACUACUACUACUACUACAUCACCAACUACUACUACUACUACUGCCUCCUCAGCUGCGUCUUUGGUGAGAUUGAGCUUGGUCCAUUUUCUUCUGGGACUCAUCCUGAUGCUUCUGUUUUAACUGAAACACAAAUGUGUUGAAGUUGUUGUGUUUUACAGUUUGUAUUAUUCUUUACACAUGUAUUUAAGAAACUUAUAAAUCUGACUAUUAAUUCUGUGUAAAUUGUAUUCACACCUUUUGAUGUUCAGACGUGAGUUUCAGAUCUUGUUUAUUAUUCCACAUGUUAAAAAACACUUUUCAGUGAAGUCUCAGAGACGCCUCUGAGUCUGAGAUAAAAAAGUAUUCGUGUUAUUUAUUCUUCUGUAUUGCUUCAUAUUUGUACAUGUGAUAAUAAAUAUUUAUUUCAACAAAGAA
Messenger RNA from Boleophthalmus pectinirostris (great blue-spotted mudskipper), 1140 nucleotides. RefSeq lists its product as uncharacterized. The coding region runs from base 55 to 846 and encodes 263 amino acids. The transcript has 5 exons. The record is from RefSeq and is a predicted model, not a curated record. NCBI's taxonomy places the organism in Eukaryota, Metazoa, Chordata, Actinopteri, Gobiiformes, Gobiidae.